AUGACUUCCAAUACCAAAGUCGUCGCUUUCCUAGGCGCGAGCACCGGCGUCGGGCUGUCCGCCUUGAAGCAUACACUUGCUGCAGGACAUCAGUGCAUAGCGCUCUGCCGGAAUCCCUCAAAGCUCACAGCCAUCCUUCCAACAGAGUCAACCCCAAACCUGAAAGUCAUCAAAGGAAAUGCGCACGAUGUCGCCGCCGUAUCCAAAUGCCUCCAAACUGAUUCUGGCACCAUCGUCGACGCUAUUGUGACCACCAUCGGCGCAAAGCCCGCUGGGCUCGGCGUCGACGAUCCAGAUGUCUGCAAAAAAGGUGCAGCCGCCAUUCUGGACUCCCUCGCUGAGCUUCGAAGCAAGGGAAUCACUGGCCGCCCGCAUAUCAUUGCAUGUGGCACAGUCGGAUUCUCGCGGUUCGGUCGCAGUAUCCCUUUUGUCAUGAUUCCCAUUUAUGCUUUGUUUGUUCGCGUCCCGGGCGCUGACAAGGUGGUUAUGGAAGAUCGAUUCGCGCAGAGUGGGGAGUCUUUCACCAUCAUGCGCGCUACUCAUUUGGUUGACGGAGAGUCUACCACGGCUAUUCGUGUUGGCAUUGAGGAUCCCAAGACAGGCGUUGAGUCCAAGGUUACGGGCUAUACUAUCUCCAGGGAGGAUGCGGGGAGAUGGCUCGCCGAGAAUUUGGUUUUGCACAUGGAGGCGAAAUACCUGAACAAGAAUGUGACUAUCACUUAUUAA
Molecule: messenger RNA, 726 nt
Organism: Penicillium nucicola
Lineage: Eukaryota; Fungi; Ascomycota; Eurotiomycetes; Eurotiales; Aspergillaceae
Product: NAD(P)-dependent oxidoreductase
Exons: 1
Coding region: 1-726 (241 amino acids)
Source: RefSeq, a predicted model, not a curated record